GUCUGAUGUGGCUGUCAUCGCAACAGCUGAACUUCACUGCGCCUCCACCGAAUGCAACCACACCGUUCAGUGCAUUUCCGCACCUAUGAUCCAGCUGCAAACAAUUAACUUGAGGAGCUCCGAUGGCAGACAUGUUUCCCUAGUAAAUAUAUGUGUAAGUCAGUCGCCUCAUUCUUCGUGAUCGGAAUCAUCUCCCUUCAGAACACUCCACAGAAGUCAAUCCCUCACCUGUUCAAUUGCCCCGAUCGAGGCUUCAACAUUCCACUUUGCCCCUGUUUUGUCGCCCCUGAACCCCCUAUUCCAGACCUACUUCCUUGUCAACAUCCCCACCUUUCACCAUGGCAACCCCCAGCAACCCAAACUUCCAAGCCGUCAAAGACGCUAUCACCGAAUCCCUCCGCAAAGACGGCCUACCCUCCGACCUCCUCUCCCUCGUCCGCUCCAAAACCCGCUCCCCGGACGCCUAUCUCGCCUGGACGCAAGAAAACCUCCUUCGAAAGAUGACCUCCCCGCAAGCAAAGCUUGCUGCUGCGGAUACCCUUGCCAAAAUCCAAUCCAUCGCGACAAAGUUCACUGAUCUCAGGGCCAUCACCGCUUUUGCUGACGCUGUCAAUAAUACAUCGGUCCCUAUCCCGUUGUUUCAAUCGCCAAGCCAUCAGUACCUCGUCGUUGUUAAGGCAGGGGCUUUGUCACUUUCCGUACCCCCUAUCAUGGUCAGUUCAUUACAUAAGACCGAUGAAGAAGUUGACAAUAGGACUAAAGUCCACCCUUUCUUUUACUCCUUGAGUCAUGGUUCAUCUGCUGUUCUGCCAAAGCAUGUUUACCCUCUGGGACAGCUAUACUACAAAUUGUCGUCAGGGGAUGAACUAACCGACACGAACUACGCUGUUGUUGUUGAUGUUGUUGGGGAGGAUCAUGGGGUGUGGUUGGUUUGGAAUAGGAGGGGUUUUAAUGCUGAGGCUAAUGAAGAGGUGGUUACUGAUCCCGCAAAGAAGAAGGCUUUGUUUGUUGGGGUGGAUGGGACGAAGAACUUUGAUGCGGUUGAAGUUGUGGGAAAGGUCUCUGGGUGGAAACUAGGGAAUGACGGAGCGAGUUUAUUGACUUUGGCAGAGUUUGAGGGGAAUGCGAGGAGGACAAAGGUUGGAGGGGAGAUUGUGGUUGGUGUGGCCAAGGUGGAGGAGUUGGAGAUGGUGUUGCCUGGGGCGGGGGUGGUUGAUUGGGGUUCAGGGGGGGCGAGACAGCCAGCAUAG
This is a messenger RNA of Podospora pseudocomata, 1250 nucleotides long. RefSeq lists its product as uncharacterized. The transcript is spliced from 2 exons. NCBI's taxonomy places the organism in Eukaryota, Fungi, Ascomycota, Sordariomycetes, Sordariales, Podosporaceae. Bases 339 to 1250 code for a protein of 303 amino acids. The record is from RefSeq and is a predicted model, not a curated record.